CAAAAGAAGAAGGAUUUUCUCUCUUUUUCUUUUCUUUAGGCCGAGAGUUUCUACCCGUUGAUGUGUCAGCCAUGAACGGGAAAACUCGGAUUCUCUUUUUCCUCUCAUGUCUCUCCAUUUUAUUGGUUUUUCCAACAAGAUCUAACGGCCAAGAUUUUGCUCUGAGCUGCGGGGCAUCGGAAGCUUCAGCUGACCAAGAUAAGAAAAAAUGGGAACCAGAUACAAAGUUUUUAAAGGCGGGAAACUCAAUUCAUGCAACGGCUACAUAUCAAGACCCUUCACUUCUCUCAACAGUUCCUUAUAUGACAGCCAGAAUCUUUACAGCUCCAGCAACUUAUGAAAUCCCGAUUAAAGGAGAUAAAAGACAUUUGAUUCGGUUAUAUUUCUACCCAUCAACAUACACCGGUCUCAACAUUUCCAACUCGUAUUUCAGUGUGCAAGCUAACGAUGUUACCCUACUGAGCAAUUUCAGCGCCGCGAUUACGUGUCAAGCUUUGACACAAGCUUAUCUGGUUAAAGAAUACUCUCUUGCACCCAUCGAAAAAGAUGUUUUGAGCAUCACGUUUACUCCAUCAGAUAAAUACCGAGACACAUUUGCCUUUAUAAACGGUAUCGAGGUGAUUCAAAUGCCAGAAUUGUUUGAUACGGCAGCUCUUGUUGGUUUCACCGAUCAAACAGUGGAUGCCAAGACCGCGAAUUUUCAGUCAAUGUUUAGGCUUAAUGUUGGUGGUCAGGACAUUCCUGGAAGCCAAGACUCUGGUGGGUUGACAAGAACUUGGUAUAAUGAUGCACCUUACAUCUUUAGUGCGGGUCUUGGUGUUACACUUCAAGCAAGCAACAAUUUUAGGAUCAACUACCAGAAAAUGCCGGUGUCUAUAGCUCCAGCCGAUGUAUACAAAACCGCAAGAUCUCAAGGCCCAAACGGAGAUAUCAACCUCAAAUCCAAUCUUACAUGGAUGUUCCAAAUCGAUACGAACUUCACUUACAUUUUGAGACUCCAUUUCUGCGAAUUCCAGCUUUCCAAGAUCAACCAGAAGGUUUUCAAUAUCUACAUCAAUAACAGAACAGCGCAAGCAGAUACUAAUCCUGCAGAUAUACUCGGGUGGACAGGAGAGAAAGGAAUCCCGACUUACAAAGACUACGCGAUAUAUGUUGAUGCCAACAACGGAGGCGAAGAGAUUACUCUUCAGAUGACUCCAUCAGUUUUUGGUGAACCAGAAUAUUAUGAUUCGUCUCUUAACGGGUUAGAGAUUUUCAAAAUGGACACACUGAAAAAUCUUGCGGGUCCAAACCCCGAGCCAUCGCCUAUGCAAGCUGAGGGUGAGGUUAAAAAAGAAUUCAAGAACGAAAAGAGAAACGCUUUCAUCAUUGGUUCAGCCGGAGGAGUUUUAGCGGUUUUAGUCUGUGCGCUGUGUUUUACGGCCUAUAAGAAGAAACAUGGAUACCAAGGAGGCGACUCUCACACAUCAAGUUGGCUUCCUAUAUAUGGAAACUCUACCACAUCAGGAACCAAAUCAACCAUCUCAGGGAAGAGCAACAAUGGAAGUCACCUAUCCAAUCUUGCAGCAGGUUUAUGUCGUAGAUUCUCUUUGCCUGAAAUCAAACACGGAACUCAAAACUUCGAUGAUUCCAACGUCAUUGGAGUUGGAGGGUUUGGUAAAGUCUACAAAGGAGUUAUAGACGGCACAACCAAAGUAGCAGUCAAACGAUCAAACCCAAAUUCAGAACAAGGACUCAACGAAUUCGAGACAGAAAUCGAACUUCUCUCAAGAUUAAGACACAAACACUUGGUCUCCUUGAUAGGAUACUGCGACGACGGAGGCGAAAUGUGUCUCAUAUACGAUUACAUGGCUUUUGGAACACUCCGUGAACAUCUAUACAACACAAAGAAACCACAAUUAACUUGGAAACGAAGGCUAGAGAUCGCUAUUGGAGCUGCAAGAGGACUACAUUACCUUCACACAGGAGCAAAGUACACGAUUAUACACAGAGAUGUUAAAACAACUAACAUCCUUGUAGAUGAGAACUGGGUAGCGAAAGUUUCAGACUUUGGGUUAUCCAAAACAGGACCUAACAUGAAUGGAGGCCAUGUAACAACCGUUGUCAAAGGAAGUUUCGGAUAUUUGGAUCCAGAAUACUUUAGAAGACAACAACUGACUGAGAAAUCAGAUGUUUACUCAUUCGGAGUUGUUCUAUUCGAAAUCUUAUGCGCAAGACCAGCGUUAAACCCAAGUUUGCCUAAAGAACAAGUGAGUCUCGGAGAUUGGGCAAUGAAUUGCAAACGGAAAGGGAAUUUAGAGGAUAUAAUUGAUCCAAAUCUGAAAGGGAAGAUCAAUUCAGAGUGUUUGAAGAAAUUUGCAGACACGGCGGAGAAGUGUCUUAACGAUAGUGGAGUAGAACGGCCGACAAUGGGAGAUGUUUUAUGGAAUCUUGAAUUCGCACUUCAGCUUCAAGAAACUGCUGACGGGACUCGUCAUCGGACUCCUAAUAGUGGAGGAAGCUCCGAGGAUGUUGGCGGAGGAGGCAUGGCGGUUAACGUCGCCGGUAGAGAUGACGUGAGUGAUCUUUCCUCGGAGGAUAACACCGAGAUAUUCUCUCAAAUUGUAAAUCCCAAAGGGCGAUAAGGAUUGAAAAUAGGAAUCUGGAUAUUAAAAAAACUGAAGAUGAUUUCUUAAUAUUGAGUGGUAUUUUUUAAAAUAAUUAAUCAAAACAUUUGUAAGAUUAUAUCCCUUUGUGAUAUUACAUGUAAUCAACAAUACAUUGUAUU
Molecule: messenger RNA, 2767 nt
Organism: Arabidopsis arenosa
Lineage: Eukaryota; Viridiplantae; Streptophyta; Magnoliopsida; Brassicales; Brassicaceae
Source: the annotation of a GenBank genome assembly